CGCAGAUUUCGAAAAUAUAUUGGAGGCGUUGGUGGCCCAGCAGUACGUUGUGCGGCUAUGCUUGGCAAUUGCCAUCAUCAUCAUCUCGUAGAAGGACCGCAACGCUCGGCCAGCGUGGGUGGAUCUCCGUCUUGAAGCUGGCAACAAUGUGGGGGAUGCGCGACGCCCGCCGCUUGGCCAUCAGUGAACUAACCAAGCUGAGGAUGUCAGAUGUCGACCGUGUCGUGUACGGGAAAGAAUAUGCUGUUGUGGAUUGGGUCAUAUCUGGCUAUCGGGAUUUGGCUAACCGUAGAAUUGUGAUCACCACGGAGGAGAUUUCGAGACUUACACUGCCCACUUGUCGGAAAGUUUGGCAGGCCCAGGUUUCCAUCUCGAAUUUUCAGCUAGGUGGAACGGGAGCGACAACAAGCCAUGUUCUGGAAAACAUCUUUUCUUCUGAAGUGAACGAGAUAUAUCAAAGGGGCCAGGCCUUUGGAGACGAGGUACGUUCUCCCAAGCCAGGUUUCGUGCAGCCGAAUCCUGUUAAGUGCGUGUGUACGUGGUCACUAAAUUACUGCUGAGUCGAAUCCUACAGUUUUUCUCCAUAUAUGUACUUGUAUGACAUCGAAAGUUUACAUGUAGUCUAAUAUCAUUAUACCUUCAUCGCGAACAAGACACAGCCGUCCACGAAAGCCGUCGAAAUCCACAUCAUAGGCGAUAACACCAUCCAACUUCAACCCAAGCUCCGUGAUAUCCAGCCGCAUAUCACCAUUAGCCCUAGG
This is a messenger RNA of Desarmillaria tabescens, 761 nucleotides long. RefSeq lists its product as uncharacterized. The record is from RefSeq and is a predicted model, not a curated record. Lineage: Eukaryota; Fungi; Basidiomycota; Agaricomycetes; Agaricales; Physalacriaceae. The transcript has a single exon. The coding region runs from base 147 to 560 and encodes 137 amino acids.